AUGACAGCAGCCCCAGCAGUAACCACAGCUGCCUCAUCAGUAACAAUAGCUGCCCCUGCACUGCCCCAGCAGCAACCACAGUGGCCCCAGCACAGUAACCACAGCGGCCCCAUUAAUAACAACAGCAGCCCCAGCAGUAACAACAUCUGCCCCAGCAUCAACCACAGCGGCCCCAGCAGUAACCACAGCUGCCUCAUCAGUAACAAUAGCUGCCCCUGCAGUAACCACAGCUGCCACAGUAGUGACGACAGCUGCCUCUGCAGCAACCACAGUGGCCCCAGCAGUGAUGACAGCUGCCCCAUCAGUAACGACAGCUGCCCCAGAAGUAACCACAGCUGCCCCAGCAGUGACGACAGCUGCACCCGCAGUAACGACAGUGACCCCAGCAGUGACGACAGCUGCCCCAGCAGUAACCACAGCGGCCCCAUCAAUAACAAUAGCUGCCCCAGCAGUAUCAACAGCUGCCCCAUCAGUAACGACAGCGGCCCCAGCAGUAACAACAGCUGCCCCAGCAUCAACCACAGCGGACCCAGCAUCAACAACAGCUGCCCCAGCAGUAACCUCAGCUGCCCAAGCAUCAACAACAGCUGCCUCAGCAGUAACGACAACUGCCCCAGCAGUAACCACAGCGGCCCCAUUAAUAACAACAGCAGCCCCAGCAGUAACCACAGCUGCCUCAUCAGUAACAAUAGCUGCCCCUGCAGUAACCACAGCUGCCACAGUAGUGACGACAGCUGCCUCUGCAGCAACCACAACUGCCCCAGCAGUGACGACAGCUGCCCCAGCAGUAACGACAGCUGCCCCAGCAGUAACGACAGCUGCCCCAGCAUCAACCACAGCUGCCCCAUCAGUAACGACAGCUGCCCCAGCAGUAACCACAGCGGCCCCAUUAAUAACAACAGCGGCCCCAGCAGUAACAACAGCUGCCUCUGCAGCAACAACAGCUGCACCCGCAGUAACAUCAGCUGCCCCAGCAUCAACCACAGCGGCCCCAGCAGUAACAACAGCUGCACCCGCAGUAACAACAGCUUCCCCAGCAGUAUCAACAGCGGCCCCAGCAGUAACCACAGCUGCACCCGCAGUAACCACAGCUGCCCCAGCAGUAACCACAGCUGCCCCAGCAGUGACGACAGCUGCCCCAGCAGUAACAACAGCGGCACCAUCAGUAACGACAGCAGCCCCAGCAGCAACCACAGCUGCACCCGCUGUAGCAACAGCGGCCUCAGUAAGCUGCAGUACCACUGCCAGGGAUUCAAUGGCUAG
This is a messenger RNA of Sander lucioperca (pikeperch), 1263 nucleotides long. RefSeq lists its product as uncharacterized. The coding region runs from base 1 to 1263 and encodes 420 amino acids. The record is from RefSeq and is a predicted model, not a curated record. The transcript has 7 exons. NCBI's taxonomy places the organism in Eukaryota, Metazoa, Chordata, Actinopteri, Perciformes, Percidae.